This is a messenger RNA of Linum tenue, 552 nucleotides long. NCBI's taxonomy places the organism in Eukaryota, Viridiplantae, Streptophyta, Magnoliopsida, Malpighiales, Linaceae. The record is from the annotation of a GenBank genome assembly.
AUGAUACGGAGCACAAUCUUCCUUGUCCUCCUCCUGACACUCUACCCGAUCCCCAUCCAAAUCCAAGCGACACCGAGCAUCCCAAACAUCCUGGGCAACAACCUCAUCGACCAGACAUGCAAGAAAACCCCUUACUACGACCUCUGCAUCCAGACCCUCGUCUCCUGCCCUGAGUCCUUCCACACCGACCUCGAGGGCCUCGCCAAGAUCACGGUGGGCGCCAUCGCCCACAAGGCCUCCGCUGCCCUCCGACGAAUCGAGACCAUCCUCGCCAAGAAGGAACAUUCCAAGCCGGCGGUCAGGGAGGCUCUUAACGCCUGCGCCUCAAGGUACCGUGCUGUGGUGGAGCAGGACGUCCCCGAGACGCUCAUGUCGCUGAGGACAGGGAACUACAAGUUCGCCAGCCGGGGGACGAAUGAUGCUGCCACGGAGGCCAUGUCGUGCGAGGAGGAUUUCGCGGCGGGGGAGUCGCCCUUGUCCGACUUGAACGUGGCUGUGCAUGACGUGUCCGUCGUGGCGGCUGCCAUCGUUCAGGCUGUGAUAGAGAGCUGA